Messenger RNA from Gaeumannomyces tritici R3-111a-1, 480 nucleotides. RefSeq lists its product as hypothetical. The transcript is spliced from 3 exons. The record is from RefSeq and is a predicted model, not a curated record. The coding region runs from base 1 to 480 and encodes 159 amino acids. NCBI's taxonomy places the organism in Eukaryota, Fungi, Ascomycota, Sordariomycetes, Magnaporthales, Magnaporthaceae.
AUGGCCGUAACAGUACAGGCUGCUGUUAUGGCGUGGCGUGCCCUCUCGUGCAGCCUUGCCCCACAGAGGAUAUUUGAACCUCCAAUUAAGCCAAAGUGCCGGCUUUGGCUUAGUCGUUCUCUUGGUAGCAAGUGGGUGGAGGCUGUCACACGGAGACCACGUACCACGGCUAUCACCGGCUCCCCGGCUAGAGACGGGCCCGGGAGUAGCCCGGGCGCUGCGAAGGAUCGUCACUCCCGCAUGAUCGAGACGCCUCAAGCCACAAUGCCAAGGCCUGUUGGUGCCCGAGGUCCUGCGAGCCCUGUCGGCCCCCAAUGGAGGCCUGUGCACGAUACCUUCCUUUUGUACUGCUUCUGCCCGUCUGCCUGGGAGGCAGUGCCCGUCGAGUUUUCUUCAUUUUUUAUAGAAAAGUUGGCCCGAUCCAUGGUUAGGAGGCUACAGAUGGUGAAGGCCAACGGAUGUUACCGCGUUGAUUAUUGA